AUGCAUUUCACUGAUGAGGAGGCCGCUGAUGUGAAGAAAUGGGUGGUUAAAAAACUAGAGGACAUCUCCGAUGCUGAUUCCGAUGUGCUCGCGGACUAUGUUUUGGCGCUAGUUAGGUCCGAUGCGCCUGCCGACGAAAUCAAGAAGGUCACAGUGGAAAACCUCGAGGAUUUCCUGCGCGAACAUACGCAACCAUUCGUCAACGAGCUCUUUACAACGUUUGGUCCCAAGCAACCCGCACCUCUUACACCCGCACCUGCACCCCAGCCUCAGCGCCAGCCCCAGCCCGCUGCCCACAUUCCCUCGUCACAACCUCCUGUGAAUGCCCCCAGCGGCCCGAGGGCUGCCGUUACUCCUGGCAGUGCCAACCGCAAACGAACUUUUAAUGAUGGAUUCCAAGGGGAGCCGGAUCAGGACGAUGGUGGGUUCCAGAAUCGCGCUAUGAAGACUGCACGGCGUGGGGGGCGAGGAGGCGGUCGAGGCGACUUUAUGGGUGGACAUCAAAUGCAGCAGGGUCAACAAUAUCCCCCACAGCAACAGGGUCAACUGUUCCCUCCGCAGCAGGCUGGUGGCUUCCCCAUAAUGCCCGGUUUCCCACCCUUCGACCCAAACGAUCCUAUGGCAGCAAUGAUGGCUAUGCAGGGUAUGCAAGGUAUGGGAUUCCCGCAGAUGCCGGGUAUGCCCAUGCCCGGGAUGCCUGGUCCUCCUGGCCAGCCAGGAGCCGACCAGAUUCCACAAAGCAACCAGCGAUGCCCAUUCUAUGAUACCCAAGGUAUAUGUUACCUAGGAAAUACUUGCCCUUACCAGCACGGCGAGGGAGGUGUCUCCAAAGACGAUGAAUAUGACCCCAAGACUGCAGGUAUGCAUGCUCGGGGCGGUGCUCCCAUGCGCGGUGACCGUGGUCGCGGCCGUGGUCGCGGCGGAUUCAGCGGACGAGGACGCGGCCGGUCCGAUUUCUCAUCGGCAGGACCUAAUGAGGACCAGUCUAUUACGACGAUCGUUGUUGAGCAGAUUCCCGAUGACAAGUUCAAUGAGGAUUCUGUGCGCGAGUUCUUCUCUGAGUUCGGUAACAUUACAGAGGUCUCUUUGCAGCCCUACAAAAAGAUUGCUUUGGUUAAAUACGAGACUUUCCCUGAAGCCAAGGCGGCGUGGUCCAGUCCCAAAGUCAUCUUUGACAACCGUUUCGUGAAGGUUUACUGGUACAAACCGAAUCGCGAUGAGAAGCAAGACAGCGCACAGCCUGAAGCCCCAGCCUUCAACCAAGAAGAGUUCGAGAAGCAACAACAAGAAGCACAGAGGGCGCAUGAGGAGAAGAUGAAAAAGCGACAGGAGACCGAAGCAGCCAAGCAGGCUCUAGAGCGCCAGCGCGAUGAGCUUAUCAAGAAACAGCAGGAGGAGCGGGCCCGUCUCAUGCAGCGACUUGGCGGCACAACAGACACAAGCGAUGCUGCCGGUGCUGGGGACGCCAUGGCCACCGAGCCUGCCGCCGAUGAGAAUAUCAGUGAUGAAACGAAAAAGCUGCGAGCUCAACUGGCUGCCCUCGAGGCCGAGGCAAAGAGUCUUGGCCUCGACCCUGCCGCCGACCCUUCAGGACGGGGUGGAUACCGGGGCCGUGGUGGCUUCCGCGGCCGAGGCACAUACCGUGGACGCGGCGGUUACGAUCCUAACUACCGUGGAGGAUAUCGCGGGCGCGGUGGGUUUGCGGCUCGCGGACGAGGAGGUGUGCUGCGUCUGGAUAACCGGCCUCGACGAGUCGCCGUAUCGGGCGUUGCGCUAAACUCAGACAAGGACGAAGCAUUGCGUCAGCAUCUGAUGGGUGUUGGCGAAUACGAAUCCAUUGAGGCACACCCAGACCAACCCAACACCGUCGUGGUGGCAUUCAAAGAGCGCUUCCAGGCCGAGAAGCUCAUGUUCUCCCCCUGGAACAUCCCCUCCGUUGGCGAGGUUCAGCUCACCUGGGUGGCCAAUCCGCCAAUUGCACCUCCUAGCGCUGGGUCAUCAACGGAAUUCAAGGGUGGCAUUGGACAGGACGAACCGGAAGACACAGUCAUGUCGUCCACGUCGGUGGCCAACACCGCUCCAGCGCGGGAUAUGGACUAUGACGUUGCGGAGGAUGACAGCUGGGGCGCGUAA
Penicillium mononematosum is the source of this 2133-nucleotide messenger RNA. RefSeq names its product CCCH zinc finger and RRM domain protein. NCBI's taxonomy places the organism in Eukaryota, Fungi, Ascomycota, Eurotiomycetes, Eurotiales, Aspergillaceae. Gene Ontology annotation, biological process: mRNA processing. Gene Ontology annotation, cellular component: nucleus. Gene Ontology annotation, molecular function: RNA binding; metal ion binding. The coding region runs from base 1 to 2133 and encodes 710 amino acids. The transcript is spliced from 5 exons. The record is from RefSeq and is a predicted model, not a curated record.